AAGCCUCUGAAUAUGCGUAGUUCCCGUAGAACACCAGCACCACGCAGGCAAGCUGACUGGCGUAGCGAUGAGCUCCGAUGGAGAAAUAGUUUGCGCCAUGGCUUUCGUGCUGGCAUGCUUGGCUGCCAUGCCACCUGCAUCCGCAGCCUCGGGAGACGGAGGGCUACUGCAUAUCCCUUCGGCCGCCGCACUAGCUCACUGCCCCUCUAGCUGCGGCGACGUCAACAUCUCCUACCCCUUCGGCAUAGGGGCCGGCUGCUUCCGGCGGCCUCGAGCUUACCUGCAACCACGCCACUCAGCCUCCAGAGCUGUUUUUGGGCAACAGCACAACUCAGAUUACUUCCAUGUCUGGUAGUGGUUUGGUUGAGCCCCCUAUGUUCUUCAACGUUACCUCGGGAUCAGGUACGAACAACUACAAUAUAUCCUGGAACACCCCAGCUAAGGGUUUAACUAUCCCCGGCCAAUAUAACGAUUUCUACGCCCUUGGCUGUGAUUUCGAUGUCAAGUUGUUCGAUAAUGUGGGAAACCCCAUCGGCUCCUGCAUGAGUAGGUGCCGCGGCGAGGUACCCCCGAAUCAAGGAUCUUGUAAUAAUAUCGGUUGCUGUCUCAUCAGUUUCGAACAGAACAUCUCAGAUUUUCAGGCAACAAUUGUUCGGGCUGAUGGUAUGGCAGCACGAUCAGAUUCUGUACACCUUGGCAUAAUCGCUUCCAUGGGCGACAAUUAUUAUACGUCGCACCAUCUUUUAUCAAGUUGGACAAAUGCAAGCAAGCUUCCUGGUGUGCUUGAGGUUGCCAUCAUGGACCAACCAAGCUGCGAAAGAGCGCAAACGAAUAAGGCGAGUUAUGCUUGUGCCACCAACAGCAAUUGUGCAAACGCGUCAUAUGGAGGUUACACCUGUCACUGCAAUAACUACCAAUCCAACUACCAAUCCAAUCCUUACCUUUCGGAAGGAUGCGAGCCGCGACAAGAUUACAACCCCGAGCCUAAAGAACAAUGCUUGAGGUCAUGUGGAAAUAUGAGCAUUCCCUUCCCUUUCGGGCUCGAAGACGGUUGUUUUGGAAAUGAAAGGUUCCAACUUAAUUGUACAGCAGAGGCCUAUGUACAACAACAGCGAUCCAGAUGCUGUAGAGUUCUUUGGGGAAUGUAUGAAAAGUUCCAAAAAUGGUCGCACUCCUCUUGCCAAUGAAAUAUAUGUAAGUUCCAAAAUGAUUUGAUACAUCUAUUGUACUCAAGUACGUGCCUGGCCUUGUUAUUAACUGCAUUCUCUUUAUGUAGGAACGGAUGGUGGCAGAGAAGGAUAGAGAGCCAGAAGAAGGAGAAGAAAAAAAAUCUCCCACCAAGAUUAUUGAUGAAACUCUUAGCGAGAUCAGCCGCUCAUCCACAUUUCUUCCUAACAUUGGUGCCCCUCGACCAUCAAAGAAUGCUCAGUCCUCAUCGACAGCAGCACAAGCACGCAUCCGAGCUGAGUUUGAGACAACCCUCCAAGCUGAAAGAGAGGAAGCUGCUAGGAAGCGGGAAGAGUUGCAGGCACAACUUCAAGCUCAGCAGGACGCACUUGAAGAAAACCAAAAUUUGCUGCGGCAGACCCAAGAGGAAGUGAGGGGGAUGACUAGCAGGUUUGAGGAGACUAAUGUGCUGCUGCGAGCUGUCCUGAGACUUCAGAAAGAUUGAGGUAUGACUGCAGUUUCUGAGGAUGAGGCCUUUGUCUAAGCUUUUGCUACAUUGCUUUAACUUAGUCUGUGCUUCGAACUUUGUGGUUGGAACAUGUGUGGUUGAACCUGGAACUAUGUGGUUGAACAAGUAUGCUGCAAGUUUGUGGUUGGA
This is a messenger RNA of Panicum hallii, 1825 nucleotides long. RefSeq names its product wall-associated receptor kinase 3-like. NCBI's taxonomy places the organism in Eukaryota, Viridiplantae, Streptophyta, Magnoliopsida, Poales, Poaceae. Gene Ontology annotation, molecular function: polysaccharide binding. The transcript is spliced from 3 exons. The coding region runs from base 345 to 1187 and encodes 280 amino acids. The record is from RefSeq and is a predicted model, not a curated record.